Molecule: messenger RNA, 1168 nt
Organism: Ficedula albicollis (Collared flycatcher)
Lineage: Eukaryota; Metazoa; Chordata; Aves; Passeriformes; Muscicapidae
Gene: SDF4
Product: stromal cell derived factor 4
Exons: 6
Coding region: 62-1105 (347 amino acids)
Biological process (GO): calcium-ion regulated exocytosis
Cellular component (GO): endoplasmic reticulum
Molecular function (GO): calcium ion binding
Source: RefSeq, a predicted model, not a curated record
AUCACUUAACCCACAACAACUCCAACAACCAGAACCAAAGCAGGCAUAAAAAUAAAUAAAAAUGCUGUGGAGCCAGGCUUUCCUCUGCAGUUUGGCCUCUGUGCUGCUCAUCCUCCUCCUGCUGGACGUGCACGCCAGACCUGCCAACAAUUCCGUGCUGAAGGAGAAGGAGGAGCAGGAGCUGGUGCCCCCCGACCACCUGAACGGGGUGAAGCUGGAGCUGGACGGGCACCUGAACAGGGAUUUCCACCAGGAGGUGUUCCUGGGCAGGGAGCGCCAGCAGUUCGAGCAGCGCUCGCAGCCCAGCAGCGCCCGGGACAAGCUCAGCGCCAUCUUCAGCAAGGUGGAUAUAAAUAAUGAUAAAAAAAUCAGUGCCAAGGAAAUGCAACGUUGGAUCAUGGAAAAAACAGACGAGCAUUUCCAGGAGGCCGUGGAGGAGAACAAAAUGCAUUUCCGAGCUGUGGAUCCUGAUGGGGAUGGUCACGUGUCUUGGGAUGAAUAUAAAAUUAAAUUCUUGGCAAGCAAAGGCUUCAACGAAAAGGAAAUUGCAGAGAAAAUCAAAAACAACGAGGAAUUGAAAAUAGAUGAAGAAACGCAGGAAGUGCUGGACAACCUGAAGGAUCGCUGGUACCAGGCGGACAACCCGCCCCCGGACCUGCUGCUGAGCGAGCAGGAGUUCCUGUCCUUCCUGCACCCCGAGCACAGCCGCGGCAUGCUGCACUUCAUGGUGCAGGAGAUCAUCCGCGACCUGGACCAGGACGGGGAUAAGAAGCUGACCCUGUCAGAAUUCAUCUCCUUGCCUGUGGGCACAGUGGAGAACCAGCAGGCUCAGGACAUUGACGACGACUGGGUGCGGGACAGGAGGAAGGAAUUCCAGGAGGUCAUCGAUGCCAACCACGACGGGAUUGUCACCAUGGAGGAGCUGGAGGAAUACAUGGAUCCCAUGAACGAGCACAACGCGCUGAACGAGGCGCGGCAGAUGAUCGCCGUGGCCGACGAGAACCAGAACCACCACCUGGAGCUGGAGGAGAUCCUCAAGUACAGCGAGUACUUCACCGGCAGCAAACUCAUGGAUUACGCCCGGAAUGUCCACGAGGAAUUCUGAGCUUCCUUUUCCAGAACUUUCUCUUUCCUUUCCCUGCCCUCCAAAAAAAAAAAAAAAAAAAAA